Messenger RNA from Penaeus vannamei (Pacific white shrimp), 1475 nucleotides. NCBI's taxonomy places the organism in Eukaryota, Metazoa, Arthropoda, Malacostraca, Decapoda, Penaeidae. The record is from RefSeq and is a predicted model, not a curated record.
CACCAUGAAGCUCUUAAUAUUGUUCCUUGUGUCAUCCCUCCUGCCUUCGGUCUUCCCAUCCUCUCUCGGCUACGGUCGUUCAAGUAGUGCACGACAAAGAAUAACCGCAGCGCAAGGAUCUUUAUUAGGACAAGGGGUUUCUGCUGGCAGAGCCGUGUCCACUGGCGGCCAGACAGCACAAAGACUCAUACCUAAUCAGGUUGGCGCUACACGACAGAGGGCGUCAAUAAACCCAAUCUCGGCCGCUGGCAGAGGGCAAGGCUUCUCUUCGGGGUCGGCUUCCGUCUUUCCCAGUACCGUUCCGACUGCCCCAUUGUCGCGAUGUUUGGAAGGCGAGGUGAGAAAUAUAGAUGGCAGUUGUGUCAUCCCGGAGGUGACCCGUUCAGUCUUUGUUUACGAACCUCCUGCGCAUCUUCAGUUGUCCCCAGGUCCACCUCCAGACAUUCCUCUACCCAGGAUUGAACGGAACGUCGUGUUUGUUCGAUUACCUGAAGGUGGAGGAGCUCCAGAACCAAUAGUUAUUCCUCCCCCAGCCCAGAACAAUGUCAUUUAUGUCCUUAACAAGCAGAGUGGAGCCGGACAAGCGCCAAGGGUGAUCGAAGUACCAGCUCCACCAUCCACUAGUCCCGAAGUAAUUUUCGUUAAUUAUGAAGAUGGUGAAAACCCAAUUCUUCCGGGAGGAUUUGAUCUCCAAACUGCACUCAACGCAGCCAUUGCAUCAGGCGGCCAAGUCAUCAACGGUGCUGGAGGUAGUAGUGGGUUUGGAGGCAGCAGUGGCAUCGGAGUAAGUGGUGGUUUAUCUGGCGGAAGUGGCGGAUUUGUAGGUGGCAGUGGGUUUGGAGUCAGUGGUGGCUCGUUAGGCGGCACCGGCGGAUUUGGAGGCAGCAGUGGGUUUGGAAGUAGUAGUGGUUUUGGAGGUAGUGGCAGAUUUUCAAGUACUAGUGGCCUUGGAAGUAGUAGCGGUCUUGGGGGCAUUGGCGGUCUUGGAGGAGGUACAGGUUUUACAGGGACAGCUGAUGGAGGAAUCCCUGACAGUUAUGCCAGCUUCGCAAGUAGUAGUAAUACUAUUGAAGUUGAAUUGACGAAUCAUAUAAGCACUGGAAAUACCGAAGAUGAUAGUUCUCUUGCAGAUUCUAAUGCAGGGACUAGAUUCGUUAAAAACGAAAGCGGAGAAUCCGGAGUUGUACUGGUAUCUAAAAUGAUUCCAGUGAUUACUGAUGCUGGCGAUAGUAUUGAAUCAUUGAAUGGCGCUACGAUAGCGUUAUCCAGCAGCUACACUACUCCCUAAGAUCGAUAACGUUGUAAAUAGAAGCCAGACUAGUCAAGUUAUCUGUUAUAAUGUUAAUGAUUGCUGUUAUCUUCUGUUAAUGAUGGCUGUUUAUCUUGUUAUUGAUGGCUCCUUAUUUUGUUAAUAACGGUAUUUUAUAUUUUGUAAAAAAUAUCCAUAAAAUGAAUAAAAUAUUAGAUAACAAAAG